Molecule: messenger RNA, 1668 nt
Organism: Lodderomyces parapsilosis
Lineage: Eukaryota; Fungi; Ascomycota; Pichiomycetes; Serinales; Debaryomycetaceae
Exons: 1
Coding region: 1-1668 (555 amino acids)
Biological process (GO): transmembrane transport
Cellular component (GO): fungal-type vacuole
Molecular function (GO): transmembrane transporter activity
Source: RefSeq, a predicted model, not a curated record
AUGUCUGACGAAGAGAAACACCAAUUCAAACACGAUGAUUAUAACUUUCCGCCAGGAACAGUACAUCUUGUGGAUAUGCAAUCUACUUUAAAUGUGAAGAAAGGCGAUGGUGAUAUCAUUUUGCAUCCACAACCAUCAUCUAAUGUCAAUGACCCAUUAAGAUGGUCGAAGACCAAAAGAAACUUGCAGUUUGCAUUACUUUGGUUCUGGUCUUUUAUGUUGGCUCUCAAUAUGAAUUUCAUGACACCGUUGUUUUCUGACUGGGUAGUGGAAUUCAAAACCACGUUUUUUGAGUUAGGUGUUGCUAUCGCUCUUGGGUAUUUGGGAUUGGGAGUCGGUGUAUUAUUUAUUCAGCCAACUGCAUUAAAAUUGGGAAAGGUUUUCGUUUAUCGAUUGGGAACGAUUCUCGCCAUUAUUACAUGCAUUUUUGGCUCCCAAUCCAAGAAUGUCGGCUACUUUCACGCUUUUAGAAUAUUGGCUGGUUUGGCUGCAUCUCCUGUAGACACUUUGGUGGAAAUUUCAGCAAACGAUUUGUUUUUUCAACAUGAGAGGUCUACUGCAUUUAGUUCAUUAAUCUUGGCCUUAUAUGGGGGAACAGAUUUGGGUCCCGUUGCAGCUGGUUAUAUUUCAGAUAGUAUGGAUUGGAGUUGGUGCUACUACAUUCUAAUUAUUAUAUUCGUACCAUUGUUGAUACUUCAAAUCUUUUGGAUGGAAGAAACUACAUUCAGACGGUCUACGAAUGAAGAGGAGGAAUUAGAAGAUGAGAUUAUUGCUCAAAUCAAAUCACAUGAAACUGGAAUUUCUGCAAAUUCCCCCACUAACAAAGUAAAAGACACCAUUGAUGUUGUUGUUGAGUCCAAACCUGAAGACGAGGAUCAAGUUAAGUUGACCUACUGGCAAAAGCGCAAAUUGUAUCACACAGAGCAAAAUGACACAAGAUCUUGGAUGUGCAUCUUCUUGAGACCUUUGUACCUACUAACAUUUCCAGCUAUUGUUUGGAGUGGUAUGAUUUACGGUUUUCAAAUGUUUUGGUUGUCAUUAACUGUGAAUACACAAUCAGCAAUAUUCUCAGCUCCCCCGUACAAUUUCAGUAUCAAUAAUGUUGGAUUGACAACAUUGGGGCUCUUUGUGGGCAGUGUGAUUGGAAUGUUUUAUGGAGGACAGUUUGUGGACUGGUUUGCAAUCAGAAUGGCUAGACGUAAUAAUGGUAUCAUGGAGCCAGAGCACAGAUUACACACUAUGCUUAUUCCUACUAUCUUGAAUGCAGCCGGAAUUUUGGCAUAUGGAUUGGGCGCUUACUACGGUAGUCACUGGGCAAUACUUGUUGUACUUGGGCUCGGUUUCAUGGGUUUUGCAAUGAGUUCAUCGGGUGCAAUUUGCUUGGUUUAUGCUGUGGAGUGUUAUGAAAAGUUGGCAAGUGAAAGUCUUGUGUUGAUCUUAUUUAUUAGAAACAUGAUUGGUAUGGGGUUUUCCUUUGCCAUUUCCCCUUGGAUAGAUGCACAAGGAAUGAUGAAAACCACUUUUACCAUGUUUGCACUUUCAGUAGCAGUUAAUGCAACGUAUCUUAUUAUGAUUUGGAAGGGAAAGGCUAUCAGGCGUUGGUCUAAAGCUCGGUAUGAAAGAGUAAGUGUUCCGUCUUACGGGGACAUUUUCAAGAAAAAUAAGUGA